Molecule: messenger RNA, 531 nt
Organism: Naegleria fowleri
Lineage: Eukaryota; Heterolobosea; Eutetramitea; Acrasida; Naegleriidae
Exons: 1
Coding region: 1-531 (176 amino acids)
Source: RefSeq, a predicted model, not a curated record
AUGGAGACAAGUAUUUCCAAUUACUACAACAUUUCACUUCCUGUUUUCCAUAUUGAAACAAGUGAAGUUUUGCCAAACUUAACAGAACGAAUUACAUUAACCGACGACAUCAGUUUUACCAUUGUUCAAACACACGACUCAUUAAUUCAUGCUCAAAAUCAUAUUGCGGCAUUUUUGCUUAAAAAGCCCGUAGAAUUUGAAAUUAAGACUAACCAUAUUUCUUUGAUCAAUGCAACCGUAGAGGUUCGCAAUUUCAAUGAGAACAAUGAAAAUGCAUCUCGACAUUCUGAACCAAUUAACUCAUUUAAAAUAUUUGUGGCACCAAAUCAGACGGAUCCAUUCAAAUUUAAAUUAAUUGGACAAUUUUCAUCAACAACCAGCACCAAGCUUUAUCAAAAACAAAUUGCUGUGAUUGUUGAAAAUUAUCAGUUGUUGUCACCUCCUUUUUACGUAUUUGCAAAGAAAACAAAAAACCUCGUUUCGUAUUCCCAGCUGAGCCAGGUGGUGGCUUCGUCUCAAGACAUGCAAUAA